Messenger RNA from Paramecium sonneborni, 1183 nucleotides. NCBI's taxonomy places the organism in Eukaryota, Ciliophora, Oligohymenophorea, Peniculida, Parameciidae. The record is from the annotation of a GenBank genome assembly.
AUGAAUUUUAAAUCUACAGUAAUCGGUGCAGGACCAGCAGGUAUCAUAACAGUGUGUUAAUUGCUUAAAAACAAUUAAACCCCUAUUGCUUGGGUAGACCCGUAAUUCAAUUGUGGGGCAUUGUACUAGUUUACACAUAUUCCUUCCAACACAAAAGUAAAUUUAAAGUGAAUGUUUAGAUUCAACUAUUUUUAAACACUCUAAAGAGCAUUGGAUGGAUAGAGAAUCAUAAAGAAAUAGAAGACCCUGCUGAAGUAUGGAAUUAUUAUUGAUGUUAGGUAUUUAAAAAUUUUGACCCAAAUACUACAUGUGAACUUGGCUAUUCCUAUGAAAUGUUUAAGAAAGUGAUGGUAAUAUUGGACCAAACAUGUAAAGGAAAAAUUGUGAAAAUGGAAAGUGUUGUAGAAAAAAUUGAGAACUUAGAGUACACUAAUAAAAUUACACUAAAAAAUAAUUGUUAGGUAUUAUUAAAUAACAAAUAAAUUUAAAGUUGGAAAGCGAAUACGUCUUUCAUUGUACUGGUUCUAGGAGGAAUACAAUAGACUCAGUGGAUGGUUCAUUAUUUAAGGUUUAUCCUCAUCUUAAAGAAAUUGAUCUAUAUGCUGCCAUGAGUCCAGAAGAUGUUCAUUAACACAUCACAAAUGAGGACACAGUUUGCAUAUUUGGAAAUAGCCAUUCAGGAAUUUUGGCAGCUAUGAAUCUAUACAAUUCAUAUAAUAGACCAAAACAUAUAUACAUCUUCUAAAGAAGACCCAUUAUUUUGGCUGAAUAUUUACCAGAUGGAAAAAUUAUGAAUGAUUCAACAGGAUUAAAAGGGAGAGUGGCUGAAUGGGCUAAAAAUAUCUUAAUUGGAGAGAAACCAAAAUGCAUAUCUGAGAUUGAUUCAGCUGAAUUCAAGAAUUAUAUAUAACAAUGCACUAAAGUUAUUGUUGCCACAGGAUUUCAAAGAAGUACGCUACCUAUCAUUUCAAUUAAUGAUAUGGAAUUGAUAGAUAAUAAGAUUCAUUAUGAUGAUGAAAAUAUGACUCUAAUUUAUGGUGGAAGAGAGAUAUCCAAUAACUUUGGCUUUGGAAUUGCUUUUCCAGAAAAAGUGCUGGAUGCUAAUGGAUCAUAUUAGCAUGCAGUUGGUUUCUAUAAAUUUAUGCUCACUAUUACUAAAGUGAUUACAAAAUUAUAAAAUUGA